This is a messenger RNA of Cajanus cajan (pigeon pea), 950 nucleotides long. RefSeq names its product zinc finger protein ZAT10. Gene Ontology annotation, cellular component: nucleus. Gene Ontology annotation, biological process: regulation of DNA-templated transcription. Gene Ontology annotation, molecular function: transcription cis-regulatory region binding; DNA-binding transcription factor activity. Lineage: Eukaryota; Viridiplantae; Streptophyta; Magnoliopsida; Fabales; Fabaceae. The record is from RefSeq and is a predicted model, not a curated record.
CUUUCCAACUCUCACUCUUACACAAGACAGCGUUGAUUUUGAGAUAGAUAGACAUGGCUCUGGAAGCUCUCAACUCACCCACAACAACCGCCCCAUCUUUCCCCUUCGACGACCCAAGCGUGCCAUGGGCAAAACGCAAGCGUUCCAAGCGUUCGCGUGACCACCCUUCCGAAGAAGAGUACCUCGCUCUCUGCCUCAUCAUGCUCGCUCGCGGCACCACCAACCGCCACCUCACCACCCAUCAUUCUUCCAACCUCUCUUACAAAUGCUCCGUUUGCCACAAAGCCUUCCCCUCCUACCAAGCGCUCGGCGGUCACAAGGCUAGCCACCGCAAACUCAUUGCCGCCGAAGACCAACCCACCUCCUCCACCGCCACCGCCACCAGCUCCGCCGGAGCUCCUAGGACCCACCAGUGCUCCAUCUGCCACAAAACCUUCCCCACCGGACAGGCCCUCGGCGGACACAAACGUUGUCACUACGAAGGUAACGCUAACGCUAACGCUAACGGCAACAGUAACACCGCCUCCGAAGGCGUGGGGUCCACUCACACCGUUAGUCACAGCCACCACCGUGACUUCGAUCUCAAUAUCCCGGCUUUUCCCGAAUUUCCGACCAAGCCCGGAGAGGACGAGGUUGAGAGCCCUCACCCAGUGAUGAAGAAGCCUCGUCUCUUCGUGAUUCCCAAGAUCGAAAUCCCCCAAUUCCAAUAAACCGUUCAAUUUUUAAUUUUGGCCCUCACCCAGUUUUUCUUUUUCGAUUAUUUUUGAGAGUUGUUUCGUUUCAUAUUUGAUUUUGUACAUAUAGUACUUGGGGUUUUGUUGGACCGUACCGGACCCAGUUCAGUGGUUUGGGUUGUACUUUGAUAGUGGCUGAUUAUUCGGAAUUCAAUUCAAUUUAUUUGUUAAUUUAUUGAUUGAUAAUAAUUUAACUUGUGAAGUUAAUUGGAUCUA